Messenger RNA from Oncorhynchus kisutch (coho salmon), 2254 nucleotides. Its product is annotated as alpha-2-macroglobulin-like. The coding region runs from base 787 to 2169 and encodes 460 amino acids. Lineage: Eukaryota; Metazoa; Chordata; Actinopteri; Salmoniformes; Salmonidae. The record is from RefSeq and is a predicted model, not a curated record. The transcript has 16 exons. Gene Ontology annotation, molecular function: endopeptidase inhibitor activity.
UCCUUGAACUGAACAAAGCUAUCCAGCUAGCAAAAGCAACCUGACAAAUGGACACGAUUGCACCUCAAAACAAUUUUCCAAGUUGGAAUAAUGUAACGCGUCGUUUGAAGGGUUUGACUGAUAAUGGAUCCUUGCUCUAUCACUGAUGGCAGCGUGGCUGCUAUAUUCAUGGAUCGACAAACUGAAGGAUCUGCACAGAAGAUAUUUCAAAGGCCCCCUGGUGGAGAGUGCCAAAGUGCAAAACUUUAAGGUGGAGGUUCGAGGUGAAAUGUUUCUAUCGACAGAGGAGAGAAAGGUCAUGAUCAAACCCUACAGUCCGAUGACAUUCAUCCAAACGGAUAAACCAAUCUACAACCCAGGACAAACAGUGAAAUUUAGGGUUAUCACCUUGGAUACCAAUUUUAGCCCUGUCAAUCAGCUGUACAAUGUUGUGGAACUUGAGGAUAUUCAUCAGAACAGGAUUGGCCAAUACAUGGGUCAAUACAUCAUCAAGCGGCAUCAUUCUGCAGCUUUCUCACCCCCUGAACUCUGAAGCACCCGUAGGAUCCUAUGCUGUUGUAGUGUGGAUUGGUGAUAACAAAAUAUACCAUCACUUCAAGGUAGAAAAAUAUGUUUUGCCAAAGUUUGAGAUCAAAAUGGACCUCACUGAUGAGAUCAGCAUUGUUCAAGAGGAGUAUAAAGUAGAAGUGUGUGCAACAUACACGUAUGGACAGCCUGUACCUGGAAAAGCAGAGGGAGAGUUGUGCUGACAUUUACUGUACAUUAUAAUGAUACCAAUAAUAAUUGAUGAGAAAAAUCAACAAGGAGUUCCCGAUUUAUACAGCCCCCUGUCACAAAGAGUCAAAAGAGAUGGACCAAACUGGCUGUGCUUCUCAUGUCUUCAACAUGUCCAUUUUCACAAAGAAUGGUAUUACACGGUCAGAGAAAAAACACAUAGGAGAGUGCUAUGUGAUUGGAAAACUCACGUUUGUCGACACGCCCAAAAUCUAUGAGCAUGGAUCAAUUAUCGAGGGCAAGAUAAAUGUUGUUCACUUCAACAACACACCUAUCUCUGACAUGUUAGUCUACCUGUUGGAGAAGAAAGGCUGGUCCUCACAUCGUCUCCAGAACCUAACCACGGACAGCCAUGGUGUUGCCAGUUUCUCCCUCAACACAACCACUAUGCCCAAAGAGGAUAUUAAUCUCAUAGUUAGCAACACACCAGAAGCAGAGAACACUAGAUACAGGGUCCCCUAUUUCAACAGGGGGCACCACGUACUCUCACUGAUCCAGCCCACUGCCCCUCACAGUAAAACAUCCAGCUCUCUGGCUAUUCAGAAGAUGGAUAAACCACUGGCAUGUGGGGAGGAAGUGUCAAUAACCAUCCAGUAUGCUAUCGUAGAGGAGACCGUCCCAAAGGGCUCCGUGGAUGUCAUCUACCUGAUAUUUGAUUCGUUACCAGUCAAGGAGAGAACAUACAUUCCCUACGAGCUUCAAGACCCAGUAGCAUGUUUACGUGUAAGACCAAGAACAUAUGUAAUGCCAUACCCAAAUGGGCCAUCCGAGGAGAAAAAUCAACCUUAUGAAGUUUUUCAGAAACUGGGACUGAAGCUGGCAACUAACCUGGUUUUAAGAGUACCUUCCUGCCUCAGCUACAAGGGGCUGCAGUACCCUUUGCCCGAAGCAGGCUACUAUCCCUACCCUGUAACAAUGACCAGAUUUAACCUGGGUCUAGCGAUUCUGGGUUUAGGUCAAGCUGGACCUGAUGCAGUACCCGGUGAUGGAUUUAGUGCCGCUCCAGCUCCACCACCCAUACAGACAGUCCGUACGUUGUUCCCCGAGACAUGGAGAUGGGAUCUUGUGGAAGUUGGGGAGUCUGGAUCAGCAGACAUGCCCCUUACAGUCCCAGAUACCAUUACCACCUGGGAGACAGAGGCAUUCUGCCUGGCCCCUGGUGGCUUCGGUCUGGCUCCUCCUGUGGAGAUCACUGUCUUCCAGCCUUUCUUCCUAGAGCUCACCCUGCCCUACUCCAUCAUCCGUGGAGAGCAUUUUGAGCUGAAGGCCACUGUGUUCAACUACCUGUCCAAGUGUAUCAUGGUUUCUGUGACUCCGGCUCCUUCCUUAGACUACACUCUCACACCCCUGAAUGAUGUCCAGUAUUCAUCAUGCUUGUGUGCCGGGCCAAACUGAGCAAUUGGGGCAGAAGGCUUUGGUCAGGGAGGUGACCAAGCACCCGAUGGUCACUCUGACAGAGCUCCGGAGUUUGUCUGUGGAG